AUGAAAACUGACACGACACUACCUUCAAUUCCUUACAGCGAUCCGUUGUUGCAAGUGUUGGUAAAGGCAAAGGAAGAACAACAGGGAAGAACUGAAGAUAUUCUGAUUCGAGAACUACCUUUAUUUCCCGAACCAACUGUUUUUCGUGCUACACAGCAACAAUUGAUUGACAUCGAGCGCUUCUGUACAAAUCCAGAGAAGUUCUGUAUACUUGGAGUAGAUGCGACAUUCCAGAUGGCCACAUUCUAUUUCACUUUUACCACUUACCGAAACCUGAUGUUAACGACAGAGAAAGGCAACCAUCCAGUCUUUAUAGGUCCUGGCAUCCUCCAUAAGCAGAAGCUCCAGACGUCCUAUCAAACCUUACCUCUCUUGAUGACCAAGUAUCACAAAGGCACAAGCGGUGUCCUGGUUUACGGCACAGAUGGCAAAGAAAAUCUUGCCAAUGCUUUCUCGCAUGUGUUCCCAAAUACACAGCAUCUUUGCUGUGAUAUCCAUAUGAGAGAAAACGUCAAGCGUAAGCUUGCAGAAUUUGGUAUUACUGGCCAUAUUGGUUUAGAAAUCAUGUGCGAUAUAUUUGGUAAGGAAGUCAACGACAAAGUGGAAGGAGGACUAAUCCACUGCACCUCCGCAGAUCAAUUUGACAGUGCCCUGCAGUCGGCUACGUCGAAAUGGAUCAACAGCCACACGAAUGGGCAACGAUUUGUGGAGUACUUUUUGAAAUCAAAAGCAAGUGUUAUCCGAGAAAGUGCCAGAUCUGACAUAAGCUCAAUGUGCGGUCUUGGAUACCCACCUACUGUCUAUACGCAGAAUGCCAAUGAGUGCAUGAAUCGCCUUAUUAAGGCAGAAGAAGAUCCAACGUUUUCCAAGAAGAAAGUUGCACUCCUUCCUUAUAUCGAGAGAAUAAGAGCAGAAAUCAAGCGGCAACAAAACGAGCAGUUCCUGGCAGUGUUUGGAAAAGGUCAGUACAGUCUGACAGAAGAGUUUUCUUUCUUGCAAGUGGAAGAAAAAAAUUUCUUUCGAAUGAGUGAUCGACAGAAGACAGCGACAAAGAAACAGUCCUUUCCGUUUCAAUGUCGGAGUCAAGACGAGGUGCAGAGGAAGCUUUGAAUACUAAACGUCUAUUGAUAACCGCAGAAAACUCUGGAAUUAUAGAAAUACCUUUUCCAACACUGGAAGGUAUGUUCAAGAAAGCUGCAGACACCACUAAUGACGAAUCGCUGACAUGGAAAAUUCCAGCUCCCGAAGAUGCAAAUAAUGACUCUUCAUCGAAGAGUAUGUUCUUGGUACACAGUAAAUCGUCUCACGAACCGCACAGAGUGACAGUAUCAUCAAAUGGAAGAGUACAAUGUGAUAAAGCCUGCGUGAGCUGGUGUACAUACAGCUUGUGUUCACAUAGCCUGGCAGUAGCCGAGAAAAAUGGGAUGCUGAAAGCAUUUCUUAACUGGUUCAAAAACAGCAAGCGUUCCCCCAACCUAACCGGGUUAGUGAAUGUCAACAUGCCGAAUAACGCUGGUAAAAAACUUGGAAUGCGAAAGAGAAAAGGAGCGUCAAACAAGCCAACCCCGCAAGGUAAAACAGUCGUCUUUAACAGGCUUUUGCAACCAACACAGUCAUCCAUUGGCCAUCCAUCAACGUUCCAGACAGGAAGCUGUCACCUUUCAUCUUUCCAAUCAGCUACCAACCAAUUUUCACCUUCGUAUUCAGCUCUCGGACAGUUUCAACCGUGCCAAACUGCGCCUUGUCAGCCUGCAUCGUCCCAGUCGGCUCUCAAUCAACUUUCACCAUACCAGCGUGGUCCCAGUCAACUUCCACCAACACAGUCAGUUCCCAAUCAGCUUGUUCCAUCCCAGUUAGCUCUCCAUCAGAUUUCGUCACUUCAGUCAGCUCCUAGUCAUUCACCAAUGUCUCAGUCAGCCAUUGGUCAGUCGUUAUCUUUCCAGACAAGCAUCCAUCAGCAUCCACCGUUGCAGUCAGCUAUCAACCACCUUUCAUUGGCCCAUUCAGUUUUUGGACAGCGUCAGCCGCAUCCACAAGCUCCCAGUAUUGUCACAGACAUCAGUUAG
Messenger RNA from Paramuricea clavata, 2066 nucleotides. NCBI's taxonomy places the organism in Eukaryota, Metazoa, Cnidaria, Anthozoa, Malacalcyonacea, Plexauridae. The record is from the annotation of a GenBank genome assembly.